UCAUUCUUCUCCUCUCAUUCCAUGCACUCCCCUCCUCUCCCCCCCCUCCCCCUCUCUCCCUCACUGCUUCUUCUCCAUCGUAUACCGAUUCGGAUAAAAUUAUAAUUAUAUCGAUAUAUAGAUAUAGAUAGAUACAGAUAAGUUUUAUUUUAUUUAUUUAUUUUAUAUUUGAUUCUGAAUCGUGGCGGUUGUUUUGACUCCGGCCAAGUGAUGACUCGGCGGUGCUCGCAUUGCAGUAACAACGGGCACAACUCUCGUACGUGUCCUACGCGCGGUGGCGGCGCGUGCAGCGGUGGCGUGAGGCUAUUCGGCGUUCGCUUAACCGAUGGCUCCAUCAUCAAGAAGAGCGCUAGCAUGGGGAACCUGUUGGGGACACACUACCAUUCUUCUUCCUCCAACACCGCUUCGCCGAACCCCGACUCGCCUCUCUCGGAUCACGUCCGUGACCCGGCUAAUGUUCCCGAGGGCUAUCUCUCAGAUGACCCGGCUCAUGGCUCCGGGUCAUCCAACAGGCGCACGGAGAGGAAGAAAGGUAUUCCAUGGACAGAAGAGGAGCAUCGAUUGUUCUUAAUUGGGCUUCAGAAACUGGGGAAAGGUGAUUGGCGUGGUAUAGCACGAAACUAUGUUGUUUCAAGGACUCCCACCCAAGUGGCUAGUCAUGCCCAGAAGUAUUUCAUUCGGCAAACCAAUUCUACCAGAAGAAAAAGACGUUCCAGCCUCUUUGACAUGGUUCCAGAUGAUAUGGUCACAGAUACACCUUCAGUGCCAGAAGAACAGGUAUUGUUGCCUUCACCAAGUGGAAGAGAAGCUGAUAAUGGAAAUUCAUUGCCUUCGUUAAAUCUUUCGCUCAAAACAGAGUUUGAACCGAUGGAAGAGACAAUUAAAGAAGCUGAAGAAAUUCUCACACCAUCAACUAGGUUUGCACCCAUUAUGCCUGGAUUCUUCCCAGCUUAUCUACCUGUGCCUUAUCCUAUUUGGCCCCCAAAUGCUGUUCCUUUCGAAGAACAGAAGGGUGUAGAGACUUCUAAGCAUCAGGUCCUAAAACCAAUUCCAGUCCUUCCGAAUGAGCCUGUCUAUGUUGAUGAGCUGAUUGGCAUGUCUCAUCUCAGUAUAGGUGAAAGAGGGAAAGACCACAGAGAGCCUUCGCCACUAUCUUUGAAGUUACUCGGUGAGACAUCGAGACAGUCAGCAUUUCAUGCAAAUGCUUCUGUAAAUGGAUCAGAUAUAAACAAGGGUACCAAUGCAAUUCAAGCAGCUUGAGUGUUGCUUAUUUUCUUUUUUUAUCUUCUGAUCAGGGUGACAUUCUGUUUUACUUUUCUAAUUUGAUGAUAGUAUUUACUGCAUAGGUUAUGAUUGAUACCGCCAGAAAUAGUAAUUAUUUUUUAACUGUAAACAACUAGUAGUUCAAAUAAUUCAAUCAGUUUAGCAACAAAA
This is a messenger RNA of Carica papaya (papaya), 1434 nucleotides long. RefSeq names its product Homeodomain-like superfamily protein. Gene Ontology annotation, biological process: response to gibberellin; response to ethylene. Gene Ontology annotation, molecular function: DNA binding. Lineage: Eukaryota; Viridiplantae; Streptophyta; Magnoliopsida; Brassicales; Caricaceae. The record is from RefSeq and is a predicted model, not a curated record.